AACGCGCAAUACGCAAGUGUUUACGGAAAAAUUGAACUUGAAUUAUGUAUGUAUCGGGGCGGCAGCGCGUGCGUUGCGUCGUCGAUUCGAUGCUGCGAGAGAUAGUGAGCGAUUGCGAAUUCGCAAGCGGAUGGUCGACCGGGACGAUAUACGACUCUCUCGCGCGCGAUCGAGACGUAUAACGAGGACCUAAAUUUAAACGAGUCUCACAAACUUCUUGCGAGCGAAGAAGCGCAGUCGCAUGCAUACGUUCGAGCGUAGCCCGAGUUUUUCCGUCGAAAAUUCAAAUCGAGAAAAGCUCUUUGCUUUGUGUAUUCCCGCUUGAGAAAUAAAUUACGAACGAGACGAGUUUCCACAAAGAGCUAGUGGUGUACAAACGGAGCUUAAAAUAUAUAUCGAAGCUUGAUGAUCAAACCGGUUAAAAACAUUCUGGAAAAAAUAAAAAGUACAUAAAAAACGAUUUUACGUCUGGCGUUGGAAAGCGUUUGGAACACUGUCGCGUCUCACAUCCAACAUCUUUCGCAAUAACGAAGAAAUAGAGAGAACAGGCAAAUUGUGUAAAUCAAGGAUCGGAGGGAGGCGUCGUAUCGUAGCGACGACACUGGCAGCGAACCGAAGCGCCGCGGUUCUCGUGCCAGUUUUAUGUGUCGGGGACAGUUGGAGGCCGUAUUGCGUACGCAUCAAGUUGGAGAUUGGGUUUACAACGUUGAGGGUGGACCGAUGACCAGCGCUCAUCACAAAAGAGAAAAAAGUUGAACGUGGUGACAAGUGCACGAGCGAGCGGAGAGCGCUGUCGCGACAUGCCGCGAGCGUCUUUGCAGCGAUUUGAUUCGGCGAGUAGCAGCACCAAGAAACGCAACGGAGAAGAAGGAAGGAAAACGACGUGCAACGACGACGUGGUGAGAAGCGAGACAAAGAGCGUAUAAGGUAGCGCGUACACGGGCUACCAAGGUGUUCCGAAGCACGGCAGCGGUGGCCCAGGAUGCUGCCCGACGCAGCGAGAAGAUGGCCGUGAUAGGCGAGCGCAGGUAUCACUCAGCAGCGGUCUGUCGAAACGCGUGCACGGAGUUGUUUUCGUGUCGUAGGAUCGACGAUCAGAUCGAGCAAACGAUCACGUCACCCGCGGUAUCCUCGUCCACGGCGUUAACGCACCGCCAUCGGCACAGAAAAAAAGACAGUCACUUGCCGCCACUGUUGCGGCGGUACGCGAUGACGUCCUCACGCCCGGAAAGCGGCCUAGAGUCCGGUGAAGUUAGCGAAACCGAGGAUUGUUGCGUAGCGGAGACGGAUCCGCUCUGCAGCGAGCUGUGCAACAUACAGAGCGUGAUACAUGUCACGCGGCAGAACAUCAACGCUCUUAACAGUCGCUUCGCCAGCAUGCAGAAUCCACCCUCGAUUUAUGUCAAGGAAUAUAACGAACUGACGAGUAAGUUGCACGAGCUCGAAUUCAGAAAGCAAAAACUAAACGAACUGCUGAACGCUGAAAAAAUCAGCUGUGGUGUUUUCGUAUCAGAGACUGAAAAUUUAACGCGAGAGAGUUACAUCGGUGCGGAACUGACGUUUGAAAAUGUGUGCGCGAUAGAGAGCGUGAAUGAGGCGCAAAUAUCGGGAGACAUCGUCGACGAUGCAACAGCAGCGACAAUGGAUAGUAACAACGGAGAACAGAUGAUGGAAAUCGACAUCGGAGUACAAGAAACCAAUGUGCGUAUAACAGAGAGCAACGAUGGAAUGCAAAUGACCGAAAGUGAGAGUGGAAUGCAAAUGGCAAGGAGCAAUAACGGUGCGCAAGCGAUGGAAAACAACACUAUUGCGCAGUCAACAACUGUGAACAAUAAUAAUGGGACGCAGCAGAGUGCGGAAGGUAACAACGGAGCGCACGCGACAGACACUAACAACGGAACGCAGACAGAUGUGCACAUAGAUAAUAUCGCAGCCACGAGCCCGAGAACACCAGUAAAAUCUCUCAAUACGUUGAGGGCGCAUUUACCGAAUCAGCAACGUACCAGUGUACAAGUGCGGGAAGGGCUUCCCUUGAGAGACGCAUUGGCCAAAGCUAUGAAACUUCGAAAUCUCACACCUGAAAUGUGCGCGGUUUACAUAAAAGGUAUGGAGAAUUCCAAAUACUUGAUAUCUUGGGACGCGGAUAUCUCCAGACUGGAAUGCGAUGAGAUAUCGGUGGAAAUUCUUGACAAGUUUCCCAUAACAACUUCUAUAUCGCACAACUAUGUGCGUAAGACGUUCUUUUCGCUAGCGUUUUGCGAGUGCUGCAGAAAAUUGCUCUUCCAAGGAUUUUAUUGCAGAACGUGUAAUUUCAAGUUCCAUCAGAGAUGCGCGAACAGCGUGCCUUCUCUGUGUCAUCAAGCGCGUAUGCAGGAUGUUUAUUACAAAGCGUUGCUCGCACACAAUCCCGAGGCUACUGCUGGAAUUUUGCAAGUCCCCUCGAGUUAUCCUCCUCCCUCGUUGCCACCGUCGAGAGAGAAACCUCCGCGUACCUUGGGUCAGCAGGACCGUUCGAGCUCGGCACCUAACGUCUGCAUCAAUACGGUCAAGCCGCCGAUCGGUGAUCCUUUUCUAGAUGAGUCCAGUAGAUCACGGAGUUUGGGUCGACCGCCUGGUGCUAUUCCGAAUCUUGUGUCUAGUAGUCCAACAAAGCACAGUCAGUCAACACAAGCUAGUCCCACCAGUACUUUAAGAUCGAAGCGACCGAGAGCAAGAUCCGCCGACGAAUCCUCUUCGAAGGUAUUUUUAGCUCCGAGAGAAUCUAUCGAGGAUUGGGAAAUCCUGAUGGAUGAGAUUCUAAUGGGGCCGCGCAUUGGAUCGGGUUCGUUCGGAACUGUCUACAAGGCUCAUUGGCACGGACCUGUUGCUGUGAAGACGCUCAACGUCAAAAUUCCUACGUCCGCACAGUUGCAAGCAUUUAAAAAUGAGGUAGCCGUUCUACGGAAAACCCGGCAUGUGAAUAUCUUGCUGUUUAUGGGCUGUGUCAGUAAACCACAGCUCGCGAUUGUUACGCAAUGGUGCGAAGGAUCCUCUCUGUAUAAACAUUUGCACGUCAACGAGACCAAGUUUGAGCUACUGACAUUGAUAGAAAUCGGGAGGCAGACUGCGCAAGGUAUGGACUAUCUGCAUGCGAAGAACAUUAUUCACAGAGACUUGAAGAGCAACAACAUAUUCCUUCACGACGAUCUCACCGUUAAGAUUGGCGAUUUCGGUUUAGCGACCGUGAAAACUCUUUGGUCCGGUUCUCAGCAGUUUCACCAACCGACUGGCUCUAUUCUCUGGAUGGCACCGGAAGUCAUUAGAAUGAAAGAAGAAAAUCCAUACAGUUUUCGAUCUGACGUUUAUGCGUUUGGUGUAGUGUUGUUUGAAUUAUUAGCUGGUCAGCUACCGUAUUCAAAUAUAAACAAUAAAGAUCAGAUACUGUUCAUGGUAGGAUGCGGCUAUCUUCGACCAGACUUGAACAAAUUACGUUCCGAUACACCGAAAGCACUCAAGAGACUCACAGUGGACUGUAUUAAUUUUUCGCGAGAUGAACGGCCGAUAUUUCGUCAAAUUUUGGCUAGUUUGGAGAGUCUUCUACGCGGUUUACCUAAAAUUACGAGAUCGGCUUCCGAACCGAAUCUUAACAGAACGCAGUUACAAUCCGAUGAUGUUCUAUACACUUGUGCUUCUCCAAAAACUCCUGUAAAUUUUCAGUUUGGAGCAUUUCCCUUUCAUUCUUCCGGUGGAAAUAUAUAAAUGUAUCGGCUGAGAGACAUUGUACAAGUCCGAUACAUUUUAUAUGAAAGAAAAAUAUUUAAAAUAUUAAAUAAUAUAACGCGAGAUAGGAAAUUAUCUUUAAAAACAAUCUAUAUAAUUCUUUCUCAUUAUACUUUGAUUAUAACGUAAAUCUUUGCUCGAUGUCGAAUGUGAUAACAUUCUUUUGUGUAAGACAAAAUUUGUGAA
This is a messenger RNA of Pseudomyrmex gracilis, 3945 nucleotides long. RefSeq names its product raf homolog serine/threonine-protein kinase phl (gene Raf). Gene Ontology annotation, biological process: protein phosphorylation; signal transduction. The coding region runs from base 1006 to 3738 and encodes 910 amino acids. Gene Ontology annotation, molecular function: protein kinase activity; ATP binding. The transcript is spliced from 3 exons. The record is from RefSeq and is a predicted model, not a curated record. NCBI's taxonomy places the organism in Eukaryota, Metazoa, Arthropoda, Insecta, Hymenoptera, Formicidae.